AUGCCAUUUUACAACAAAGAUUUGCCGUGUGUUAGAACGAAAGACCACUGCUCAAGGUGUCAUCGAGCAUUUACUGAUAAGGAAAGUUUGAUACAACAUUUAAAACACAACUCAAAACACUUUGUUCCCGAUGUACCCGAAAGUUGCAUUCACUGUGGAAGAUCCUUCUCCUGUACAGAAGCUUUAAUCCAACAUCUAAACACUAACCGACAUCAUCUAAGAGAUCUGCAUCACGCUGCGUGUACUGGUAAAUUUCAAGUUGUUGACAGCCUUAUGAGAAAUGAGUACGCCAACGAACCGGGAGAUUCCCAUCGACCUUGUUCGAAAUCCCAGAUGGGAUUCACGCCGAUGCACUGUGCCACCUUCGGUGGCCACUACGAAUGCCUGAAGAUUAUACUCAGUUGGUCAGAUGGGGAGCCAAAUGUUCCUGAUCCUAAGGAUGGUAAAACACCUGUCCAUCUUGCUGCUUGGAGGGGACAUGCCAAUUGCCUCAAGUUGCUACUCAUGAAUGGAGGCGACUUACAUAGACCUGACCAAAAUGGAGAUACUCCGUUAUCCUUGGCAUCCGAUCAUCAGGGCUGUUUGUCCAUAAUAUUAUUCCAUCUUGCCGGUGAGUGGUGCACAUCCGAGCACUUAAUUAUAUGCCUGAUUUUUCGUUAACUUCACUCUCUAAAUUCGUUAUCUGAUACAUAAUUUAUUUUCUGUAUUAUGUCUUUAAAUCUUUUUUUAAAUAAACCUAUGCUAAUCUCAAAGUGAUUACCUUAAUAUAUCUAUCUCAAAACCUAAAAUUGUUGUCAUUCGUUGGUCAACGAACUAUGCGCGGGGCAACAGCUGGUUUUCAUUCGCGACAGAAAUAUUUCCAAGCAAUUGAACAUGUAUUGAACAGACUUCAUCACCAAAAUAGUUUUCAGCAGCAGCUCAAUAUACGUCGUGUAGAGGAGGUCAUUGCAGACUGCGAGGGCAGUGAAAGAAGCCAUACUGGAAAUCAAGUGCAACCGUUUCAAUUAAACAGCGAAAUUGAAGGUAUUAAGUGAAAUUGUGUACACGUCUGUGAUGCUGUGGUGUGGUGUAUAACUGCAGUUCCAGUCCACUUCUGUAAUCAGAUAUUUAUUAUGUGUAAUUAAUUGUUUUCACGGUUGGCCUGUAUUCAGUCAGUGAUAUUAGAGGUGAUCCUUAUUGUUUCAAAAAGUGAACAGAACGUGAUACUUCUCGCAAAUAUAUGAUUAGGGGUGCAACGACCGUGGUGAAUAUAAGUCAGAUUAGAGCUUCCUAAGCCUCACUUUUGUUGAAUAUGGUAACGAAAAGCCACUUGAAGUGCUGUCGGAAAUCCUCAAGCUUUUAAUAUGAACCCUAGUCUUAAGCAUCGUACUUGUUAUUUUCUUUAUGUCUCAGUCAUUUCGGUAGGUAAACGCUGGACUCAAGUUAACCACAUCCAGACACAUGAGUGAUCAUCGUUUGGAACCUACGUAGAUAAUAUUACCGAUCCAUUUAUUCAGCCAAGAGAGGAUAAAGCUCUCUGAUUCAACAUUACAGGCAAAAACAAUUCUGCUCUUACUAAGUUGUUGUUUUUUUGUCUCGAAUCAGAACUGUGCAGUAAACCAUAUGAAGUUCUUGCCAGGGAAAAGAAACAUUAGAAAUCUUCAACCAAGCCCUUCAUAAAGGCAAAGCGAAGGUGGCUCGACUCCAGCUCACAGUUAUUGGAGAUGUUGGGGCGGGAAAGACAAGCCUUGUUCGAAAUCUCAGAGGAGAGGAUUUUGUGGAAGAAAGAAUCGAGACUCGUGGAAUCGAUACUUCAAUGGUUGAGGUGACAGAACUUGAUGAUUCUUGGCAUGUAACAGACCUGAACAAGUCUUUUGUAGAUGAAAUUUUAACAGAUAGAGUUUGUGAAGGGUUCAAAAAUUCCAAUGAGGCCAAAGGGGGUUCAGCUGUGUAUCAAUCGAGUUUUUCAGAUCCAGGACCCUCGUUGCCAUGUCAAAAGAGACGCCAUCCACCUUCCAGAAGGCGACUUCCAAGCAUCGAAUGUGGUCCUGCACACCAAGAGGGUGAUGCCAGCUCUGAUGAUGCUGAUGACCAAACAAGCCUGGUCCCCUUCACGAGAUCUAGAAGUGCGCAGACACCUACGAGAGACAUACCGGGAGACCUAAUUACAAGGAAACUGAGUGAAGCUUCGCUGGAACUCAAAGAAAAAAAUACAUCAAAUUAA
This is a messenger RNA of Porites evermanni, 2203 nucleotides long. The record is from the annotation of a GenBank genome assembly. NCBI's taxonomy places the organism in Eukaryota, Metazoa, Cnidaria, Anthozoa, Scleractinia, Poritidae.